AUGGGCGACAAACCGCGUGAGGAGCUCAUGUGUUCUAUGCGCGAGCUCUUCACUGAUGACACAUACUCCGACCUUACCAUAACAUGCGGUCGCGACCAACACCGUGUGCAUAAAGCCAUUGUCUGUCCACGCUCCAAGUUCUUUGCUGCAGCCUGCAAUGGAGUGUUUAAGGAAGCGCGCACGGCAAAGAUUCCGCUCCCACACGACGACGCUCAGGCUGUGAGGCUGAUGGUGCAUUAUCUCUAUCACCUCGACUAUCCGCAUGUUUCCUUGUAUAGCGAGGACGAUGACCGUGGCGAUGGAACCGCGGAGGAGGUCGAAGCGGGAACAGCGAAUGUUGACGCUGGUGAUGAAUACAACCAAGAGGAGGCUGCACCGGCUCAAGAGGCACCACCAUCGGAGGAGGUUCUUCAGGUAGAAGAAGCACUAUCUGAAGCAGCAGAGCCGCCUUCUCCUCCCCCUCCCCAGCUUGAGCCCCAGCGGAUUGAUGUUAUUUACGCACCAUGGGACUCUUCUGGCUCUACGAAGAAGAUGAAAAAGCGCAAGAAAAAGUCCUCCUUCUGGUAUGAAGGACCUAGGGCUGAACCUGAACGCAUGCUCCUUCAGGAGAGCGAUGAAGGACCAUCGCGGGCAGCCUAUGCGCAGAGAGCCUGGAACGAUCCGCCACAGGCCACAGAGGACGCACCAGAAGAACCGGUACCAGCAGACUUAGAUGCGACCCAACCACUGAUUCAAUCUCCUAACCUCAUCAUCCACGCCAAAGUCUAUGCCUUGGCCGAAAAAUACAACAUCACGGCGCUCAAAGCACUCGCGCUCGAGAAGUUUGCGGUCGAGGCUGGGACAUUUUGGAACAGCACCGAGUUCUCACAGGCGGCGUACGAGGCAUAUACUUCAACAAUCGAGAGUGAUAGGGGAUUGAGAGAUGUGGUGGUAGGAACACUGUAUCAGCAUCCGGAGAUGUUGAGCAAGAAGGAUGUUCAGGACGUUGUGAGAGACCUCAACCUCGCGUAUGAUUUACUCAUGUAUGUACGCGAGAAAAGGCGCUGGUAA
Coniosporium apollinis CBS 100218 is the source of this 1050-nucleotide messenger RNA. RefSeq lists its product as uncharacterized. Lineage: Eukaryota; Fungi; Ascomycota; Dothideomycetes. The transcript is spliced from 3 exons. Bases 1 to 1050 code for a protein of 349 amino acids. Gene Ontology annotation, molecular function: protein binding. The record is from RefSeq and is a predicted model, not a curated record.